Linum trigynum is the source of this 3752-nucleotide messenger RNA. Lineage: Eukaryota; Viridiplantae; Streptophyta; Magnoliopsida; Malpighiales; Linaceae. The record is from the annotation of a GenBank genome assembly.
AUUCGUCAUAACUGAUUCCACCCAACGGUAAGUUCCGGAACUCCACAACGGCGUCGCCUCGUUCCUUUGCUUGAGCUGGAUGGAAGAGAACCCAGAAACGUUUCCGUUUCAGCAGGGUGAGGUUUCUUCUUCUUCGAACAUCGAGCUGCUCUGCUUUUCCAGUUUACUUCAGCUGCAGAGCAUCUUCUUCCUCUUCUUCACUUGAUAGUCACGAGUGGACCUAUAUGCGGAUGCGUCAUACCUUCCAUGGGCGGCCUAACUGGAGCUCUCUUGUACGGAGUGGGGUCGGUGAUGGCUACGGUUGAUAGUGCCAUGGAACUUGCGGACGGAACCUUAAAAGAGGCCGACUCAAAUUCGUGUGAAGGGACAUGGACGUUUGGCAGCCUUAAGGAAGCGGCGGAGGUAAGCCAAUGCCUGAGCUUUAACGAGGUUAAUAAUGGGACUCUGAUCCGGCAACGAGUUGAAGGUCAUUUGGCUAGGAAAUUUGGACCGGGACGCUAUGGCCGCGCGGAAGAGCAGGAUGUGGAAUGGAUGUUCGGAAUUGCUGGGGAAUUGUUGGGUUCGCAAGAGAAUCAACUUUUUGUGGGCAAGUCCCUUUUUCAUGCCAUCAUACGUGUACAUGGCUUGCAUGGGGAGCCAAUGUGGGAUGCAUGGAGUUACGUUGGAGAAGACGAGUUCUUCGAGACUGAGAAUUUUGGUGAUAGAAGCUUGGUGCAAGUGGUCGAGCGCAAUUGGAAGGAUCGCAAGCGCAGGCUGCAUCAUUGUCCACUCAUUAUCAUCAAUAACAAUUGGGAAGGUUCUUCUCCUCUGGGGCUUCCCUGUCUCUUCUCUGUUUCUUCACCGCUUUUGUAUCUAAGGAGAGGGUAAACCCAUUUUCCCGGGUCUUGAUAAUCAUGGCGGACUCAAUUCGCCCAGAUCCGAGACCAAGAAUCUACCUGAAACCCGACCCAUCAUGCUGCUCCGCCGCCGGGAUCAACCACUUCCGCCGCCUCUCGGACUCCCUGCUCAUCCUAGUCUUCAAACAAAUUUAUUGUUCAGUCUCCCGGACACUGGGUCUUCGUUUGCACGUUUUUUUCCCGCCGGGAUGAACCAUUGCAUAACAAUUAAAAAGAAAGAAAGAAAGAAACGACACAAAUGAUUCCAAGGCUGCUCCUUCCCUGCCUCCUGGCUAUGAUUCACACCAUACCAAUAGUAUACACUAUUUCAAAUAAAAUAUUUGAGCAAUCGACAAGAAAUUCAUCGCUCAUUUUGUUGAGCAAAUCAGUUCUCACAUGUUUCAUUGUUGAAAAGGUUCUCUUCGUAGUAGCGGUUGAAACGAGCAGCAUCAACACUAGAUAAAUCAAUCGACUAAUCAAUUUGCAUUGUGUGUCCAUCCAUGCAUCCACGAGCUGCUCUAGUAAAUUUUCAAGGAAACAAACCUCAUAUUUCUUUUAGUCUUUAACGUUUUAAACUUUUUAGAAUUUUAUGUUUCAUUGUUUUUUUUAGACGCAUAAUCUUUGGGGCUAAAAUUUCUAGGCUAAAUUUAGAGUAGUGAUUUGAAUAUGUACAUCUUAUUAAUUUUUCUAGUUAUACCCAAUCUUAUUAUAAAAUAACACUACGUCGAAUGUCUAAAAUCGAAAAAUUUCAUAAAGGCUAUACUAACUACGGAUCCAGAGGAGGGCUGGCCGGGGCCCGGGGUGGCCACUCCCUGGAUCCGCCAGUGCUCGUAGGCAGGGCGGGGCGGGCAUGGGUACUCUCAUUGACCCGACCUGCCCUGACCCGCCCCAUUCUCGACCCAUUCUUGCCUAAAUUACGUGUAAUCUUAGUCAAAUUACUUUGCAUUUUUCUUUUAUUACAUCAUAAUUUAGCUAUAAUAAAGUUAUAAAUUAGUGAAAACCUCAAUUUCUCUAAUAAUUUAACUACAUUUAUCUUAAUAUUGUUUGUUUUCUUGGUCUUAUAAUAAAAAUAACGAAUAUUUUUAAUGUUUUUCAUAUAAAUUGCAUACCCAUUGGGUCGACCUGCGACCCGUGAUAAAUUACCCGACUCGGACCCGACCUGCCACGGGGCGGGUCUAGGUACCAAGAAACCCGUCCCGGACCUGCCCCAUUGCCAUUCCUAAUAACCAUGGGUUAUGCACCCAUCAAUAAAUAAAUCUGGACCCUUCAUUUAGAAAAUCCAGAUAUAAGAAUGAAGAAUUAAAUGUCAUUUUUAUUUUCCCUAGCUUUCUUAAUUGGUUCAUAUCUUCUUCGUUUUAACUCGGAUUUCAAUUUUUUUUUUUUUUUUGCAUAUAUGGAAAGAGUUCAUUGUGCUCUACAAAACAAGAUCCAUUUUCAAUAUUUUUGAGAAAAAAAUUGCAUGCCUCUCGGUACCAACUGCAUACCAUAUGGUAUCUUCUUAGUUUUUAAUUCGUUUUUGAAAACGUUUGCACAGAAGGAACGAGUUCAUCAUGAUCUAUUGGAUCUACAAAUUUCUGGGUGAACAAAUUACAGGACAAAAAAAUACCACACAAUACUACCCUCGUCGUACGAGGUGGUAUCUUGUGGUACACAAUGUAAAAAGUAGUAAAUGACAGUUAAUAUACUUCUACUAUCAUGUAUUCAACCAUCCUACAGUCUUGGUUUGCUCAUACCACCAUUGUACGCUUUUCGAACCAUAGGUAUGCUUUUAUUUCUAUACCAGUCACUCAAUACCAUAUGGUAUAGAUUGGUAAAACAUGGCUUAAUUUUUUUUUUUUUCCAAAAAUAUAUCAAAGUGGAUAUCAUUUUGAAGACCACAUUUAAUCUGAUUUAUCUGUGCAGAAAAAAUUAAAUUUCGACUUAAAACAAAAGAGAAAUCGUCCGUUAAAGAUUAAAGGGUAAAAAAAAAGGCUUUCCAUGAGAGAGGAUUGUGAUGUGAACGGGUUAUUCACAGGAUGGAUCUGCUCCCUCCAUCUUAGCCCUUAAACUCAAAAUAUACGUGAGGAACAAAAUAUAUUCCAUCAAACUUGAUCUAAAAGCUACAACUCCACUCAUCAAGUAAUUCGUUGAACCAAGCUUCACGUAAAAAUCAUGCGUACCCACCCAUCAUGUAGUUUAAAAUGCAACAUAUAUAAUUUCUAUGAGGAAGCAACAUAAACUUGAGGGGGGCUUCUCGUGAAGUUGCAUAGAUAUGUUAAGUAGUUUGGACAACAGACCAAAGCCGAAAGUGUGAAAAAAAUUGGUCGAGAAUGAAGAAAAGCGUCGGGAAUACCGAAGGAAGGUGUAGUUGCAGGGGUGGGAACACAAUAGGGUUUGUAAAGGGAUAGAGGCGGAGCAGGAAACCAAACGGCGGCUGAAGAAAUUGGAGCAAGGAAUUUUGUGGAAGGAAUUCGAUAGGUGGAUGAAUAUUGCAGCGUUGGUGAUGUGCAGAAGUCAAGUCAGCCGUGUGCAGAGGAAUCUGAGGGUCUUACGAACUGUGGUCGUGAGGGAAGGUGCGGUUGCUAUUGAAAAGGGAAGGAUAGGAUAGGUGCAAGACAACCCAGCAGCAGUCCUUCGACUCGAGACAGGUAGCUACAAUACAAGAGCCUCCCCUGCACCUCGUUACGGUCGAGAUGGAUUGGAGUUGGAGGAGGUUCCCAGCUUCUGAAGCUACUGAGAUGUGACUCCUGAUCAUGUUAUCCAUUGCCUAAUUAGAGUUCGAGUCAUGGAACUCGUCAACAGACAACAGCCUUGUUCCAUUUUCAUUAUUUUCCCCAUUUCUCUUUCUCCCUCUAUGCUUUCCUUUCCGUGUUCAAAAAAUUAAUUGUGCAUUUUCAU